AUGUUUCCUCCCAAAGGGCCCAAUCACUACGGCCAGCAGCCGCCUUAUGGCGGGCAGCAGCCGUACGGCCAAAUCCCUAGUAGCACUGGAUUUGCAGCCCCUACAGCGGCAGGUGGCACUGAUGCUGGUCGGUUUGGUGCGCGUGCAGGACAAGGGGCUGCUGCGCAGUAUGGAGGGCCUUAUGCAUCAGUGUAUGGCACGCAACAGGUUGGUGGAAUUGGUGGCAAAGGUCCAGCUUCUUCAAGUCUUCCUAGCUUGCCAACUCGUCCAACUUCGCUCGCUGAGUCAUCCAAGUUCUCAUCUGCACCUGUGGUGUCUGGCCUGGCAAGACCAAAUGAUGACUAUAUGGCUGUGCGUGGUUAUGCACAGAAGCUAGACCAAUAUGUCACUGAUUAUCCACUAGAGAGAAGGAUGUAUGGCGAACACUCAGCCAAUCUUGGUAGGAGAGAUGGCCUCAGUGAUUUGGAUAGAAGAUACACCGAUCAGAUAGCUACUGGUCAUCAGGUUCAUGAUCAUAUGGAGCAGGGUUCAUCGAUGCGGCACCAGCAGCUCCUGAAAGGUCAGCUGCAGCCUGGAUCUGAUACGAGACAAGCCGAUUACUUUGCAGGAAGGUCUGCUCCAGUCCAUCAAGCAUCCCAGGAAAUUGGUGUAUAUGGAAGAGUUGAAGCUGAUAAUCGCAACAUGUCCAUUCUUGGGACUGCUCCAUAUGGAAGACAGCAAGCAGCCUCAUUGUUGGAAGGAGCUCCAAGGACAAACAUUGACAGCCUCUAUGGACAAGGUUCAUCAAGUACUGGUUAUGGCGCAGGUCUUCCUCCUGGACGUGAUUAUGCCUCGGGGAAAGGCCUCCUCCAUCCAUCUUCAGAUCCUGAUUACCGAGAUAGCAUCUUACCCCGUGUACAUCCAGGCGUCUCAAUGGUUGAUGAUCGUAGAGUUGAUCGGAUUGGUUAUCGUCGUGAACUGGAUCUAAGAGAUGAAGAACGUAGAAGGGACCUACUGCUGGAACGAGAAAAGGAGCUUGAAUGGGAACGCGAACGGGAGCGGGAGCGCGAGUUACGGGACUUUCGAGACCAUGAAAGAGAAAGAGAAAGAGAACGUGAAAGGGAAAGGGAUCAUGAAAGACUACUAAGAGAACGCGAAAGAGAAAGGGAACGCGAACGUGAAAGAGAGCGUGAAAGAGAACGCCUUCGUGAGCGCCGGGAGAAGGAGAGAGAGCGGGAUAGGAAGCAUGGAGCUGAUCCAAGGCGGGAGCUCACUUCACCUAGAGGCCCUGGUGAUCAGCGGCGCUCUUCUUCUGUUAGAUCUGAGAAGCCUGUGCGGCGAAUUUCCCCUCGACGUGAUGCUGUGCAUAGGCAUCGUUCACCUGUUAAAGAAAUAAAGAGAGAAUAUAUUUGCAAGGUUUUGCCAUUUCGCUUCGUGGAUGAUGAGAGGGAUUAUCUGUCCUUGACAAAACGGUAUCCCAGACUUGCAAUUACUCCAGAAUUUUCUAAGAUUGUCUUGAACUGGGCUAAAGAAAACUUAAAUCUUCCUCUGCAUACGCCAGUGAGUUUGGAGCAUGAUAUCCUUGAUUCAGAUGAUGGUACUGAUGAAGGAGCAAUUGUCUCUACUGAGAAAACAUCAAGCUUCAAUACUCCAGCCACCAUUUGGAAUGCAAAGGUACUAUUGAUGAGUGGCUUGAGCAAAGGUGCCUUUGCUGACAUAACUUCACUGAGAAGUACCGAGGAACGAGUUGUGCACUUGAACAAUAUCUUAAAAUUUGCUGUAUUCAAGAAGGAUCGUUCUCUUUUUGCAAUUGGAGGCCCUUGGAAUGCAGCAGUAGAUGGUGGUGACCCAUCAGUUGACUGUUCUUGCUUGAUUCGAACUGCCAUCAGAUGCGUUAAGGAAAUGGUUCAGGUUGAUCUAUCUAGUUGCACCCACUGGAACCGUUUUGUUGAGGUACAUUACAAGAGAAUAGGCAAAGAUGGACUCUUCAGUCAUAAAGAAAUUACUGUUCUGUUUGUGCCAAACUUGUCGGAAUGCCUGCCUUCAGUGGAUGUAUGGAAGAAUAACUGGAUUCUGUACAAAAAAUCAAAGGCAGAAAGGGAGCAGCUCACUGCUAAAAAGGAAAAGAGCCCUGGUGAUUCAAAAGAGCAGAUGCAAGGGGAGCUGAACAAGGGUAAAAGGUUAGAUGCUGAUCAAUUAAAAGAGGGUGAUCUUGGUUGCAGUGAUAUGAAAAAUGAGAAAGGUGAUGCUGAUACGAAACAACAAGAUAAUGAUGGAGAGGGUAAGGUUAAAGUUGAGGAACCUGUUCAGAAGAUGGGUGGGGAUGUUGAAGGAAAAACUACGGGUGACUCCUCUAUUGACCAUGCAGCUGGGGAUAAAAAGCCCACAAAAAAGAAAAUAAUAAAAAAGGUUGUGAAAGUUGUUCGGAAAAAAACAACUGGACCUUCAGCUGAUAAAUCUUCUUCUGAGGACAAGAAUGCUGUAGCAGAAUCUGCAAACAAAACUGCAGAAGGGGGGCAGAGUCAACAAAAGAAUGAGGAUGCUGGAAAAGAACAAGAGGGAGCUGGCAUAAGUCAACAGCCCGAAGCAAAGAAAACUGGAAAGAAGAAAAUAAUUCGAAGGAUUGUUAAAAGGAAAGUUUCUGGUUCAUGUUCUCAGUUGACUGCCCCUGCUACACCUGCUGAAACUAGUAAGCAAGAAACAGAAGUUCAGCCAGAUAAAAAUGUUGAGAGCUCAACCGAUGUUGGAAAUCCUCAGACUAAGCUGCAAGAAGGGUCAAAAAUUCCAUCUGGAGAAGAUAUCUCAAAUCAGAAGAAAGAAGAGAAGCCAGAGGAAAAGGAACACCCAUUGACUGAUCGCAGUUCAAAUGAGGAUAAGGGCAAUCACAAGGAAGCUAUGGAACAAAAAGAUACGAAAAAGGAUGGAAAGAAGGAUAAAACAAAGGACGAUAAAGAGAAGAAGAAUAAAGACCUCAAGAUGGAUCCAAAGCAAAAGCCACUCAAUGACACAAAAGAAAAGAAGAGCUUUCUUUGUUUGCUGAGUCAUUCGGUGAAAUGCUUCAACACAGAAUGGGUUGUGUUAUCCUGUCUUUUCUUGAGAAACUGUACAGGCGUUAUGUUGCGAAGAGGAAUCAACGUAAACGCCCAAAGAGAGGAAGAUCUAAAGAAAGAAGAGAAGAAAUCCUCGGAGAAGCGAUCCAAGACUAAUCAUGAGACUAUAACUGAAAGUGUUGAUAAUCCAGGAGGCAGUGUUAAAAUAACAAAAGAGGGUGAAGAAAGGAUGAGCACAGAUCAAUCAGCAAAUGUCCAUGCUGAACUGUCAAAAGAGGGUCAGAUAAAACUUGGCACCGAUCAUCCAAUUGCUAACCAUGGUGAACCAGCAAAAGAGGGCGAUGAAAAUACGAGCACUGAUCAUUCAGAGGCUGUUCUUGAUAAACCUGCAGCUGAUGCAAAUAUGGAGGAGGAAGAUCCUGAAUACGAGGAAGAUCCUGAAGAAAUAGAAAUAUAUGAAGAUGAUGAGGACAUGGAUGAUGCUCAUGCUGAAGAACAGAUUGCAGAGCAGAAUGAGAACACAAACGACAGAGAGGUGAAGCCAGAAGAAGUAGCGACAGCAGAUGGUGGAAAUAACAAAAGUACAACACAGCUUGAGGUAGAAAAUAUUACUAAUAUCCAUGAAAGAGCUGCUUCAAUAGAGGAAAAGCAGUCCGUGGCAGAGAAAGGAGAUUCGGUGGAAGGUGGAGAAAAGGUAGUCAGUAAGGAGGUUAAGCCAGCAAAAGAUGAGGUGGUCGACAAGGACCUAUUGCAGGCCUUUAGGUACUUUGACAUAAAUAGAGCAGGAUAUCUCAAGGUGGACGAUUUAAAAUGUAUUCUUCACAACUUGGGGAAGUUUUUAUCAAGCAGGGACGUGAAGGACUUGGUUCAAAUUGCUCUUGUUGAGAGCAAUUCUGCAAGGGACAAUCGCAUAAUCUAUCCAAAGCUUGUGAAGAUAGCUGACCUGUAA
Messenger RNA from Miscanthus lutarioriparius, 3978 nucleotides. NCBI's taxonomy places the organism in Eukaryota, Viridiplantae, Streptophyta, Magnoliopsida, Poales, Poaceae. The record is from the annotation of a GenBank genome assembly.